CAGUGACGGAGCCGGAUCAGCUGUGGUGUCGCUGUUUGUUCUCAGCAUCCAGCAGCCACACCCUCCACCCUCCAUACAGCAGCAGCAGCAGCAGCAUGAUGGUGCUGGUCCGGCUCUCCCUGCUCCUUCUGGCUCUGACGGCAGUCUGCCAUGCCAUCCUCCCGGAGAUAGUGGACUCAGGUCUCAGUCACAUCCUGGAAGAGAAUCCCUCGGAGCUGGACCGCGUGUUCGUGGAAGUGGAGCAGCUGCCAGAAGAUCCGCAGCAGCAGCAGCCUGAGGAUGAUGCGUCUCAGCAAAGGAGCAACGAGAGUCUCAGCAGUCAUCCCAAUAACCUUCCACCAAGCCCCCAUAAUGAAACUGUUUCUGAUAAAGUGAUUGAUAACGAAUCCAUCCACACCUCAGUGGAACAGGAGACAAACAACAUCAGCACAGCCGACCUGACCAGUGACCUGGGCAACAACAUCGACCAUGGCUGUCUGACUGAUGGAGACUGUGGGAAGGGACGAUACUGCCUUAACAACAAGCAUGACUCCAAGUGUCUGCCCUGCAAAGUGAUCGACAUGACCUGCACUCAGGAUAAGGAGUGUUGUGGUGACCAGCUGUGUGUGUGGGGUCAGUGCAGUGUGAAUGCAACAAAAGGAGAAGCAGGAAGCACGUGUCAACACCAGAUCGACUGCAGCACGGACCUCUGCUGUCUCUUCCAUAAAGCCCUGCUCUUCCCCGUCUGCUCUGCUAAGCCCAUUGAGCGUGAGCGCUGCUUCGGCGCCUCCAACCACCUGCUGGAGCUUCUGUCCUGGGACGUCCAGGACGACGGACCCAGGAAACAUUGUCCCUGUGCAGGAGAUCUUCACUGCCAGCACCUGGGGCGAGGAUCCAUGUGCCUUAAAGGAGAGGACUCGAGUGAAGAGGACAUGACGGAUAAUCUCUACUCAGAGAUCGACUACAUCAUUUAGACGUGUGACUUGUUCCACAUCGACUCGUCUCCACUGACUCGAGCUUUGUUGCAAAGAGCUAAAGCACUUUCUGUUUGCCGGCUUUAUCCAAAGUGGUAAAGCUACACAGCAUGUACAAUUAAUGACUAGAUAUUUAUUUGCUGAUAUUGAGACCGGAGAUGAAAAUGUAUUUAUAUACAAGUAAUAAUAAGUAAAAGACAGGGAAACACUAUAUUUGCAAAAUCCUGCGUUGAUACGAUUUGCUGCAUCUUUGCAUUGUAUUGCACACUAAUACCAGCCAUUCAAUGAAUCAGUCUGCACACUAAAUAUCUGUUGACUCUAUUCAAAACUUCAACUAUUUAACUCACUAUGGCACGCAUUAUGAUGCCAGUUAGGAAAAAAUGUUUUCGGUGUUUUUUUGUCUUGAAAUUGACUAAAUAAACAUAAUCUGAAGAAUUUUA
Messenger RNA from Centropristis striata (black sea bass), 1393 nucleotides. It is a transcript of the gene dkk3a, whose product is annotated as dickkopf WNT signaling pathway inhibitor 3a. The transcript is spliced from 7 exons. Gene Ontology annotation, molecular function: receptor antagonist activity; co-receptor binding. Lineage: Eukaryota; Metazoa; Chordata; Actinopteri; Perciformes; Serranidae. The coding region runs from base 96 to 953 and encodes 285 amino acids. Gene Ontology annotation, cellular component: extracellular region. Gene Ontology annotation, biological process: negative regulation of canonical Wnt signaling pathway; multicellular organism development. The record is from RefSeq and is a predicted model, not a curated record.